Molecule: messenger RNA, 1170 nt
Organism: Abrus precatorius (Indian licorice)
Lineage: Eukaryota; Viridiplantae; Streptophyta; Magnoliopsida; Fabales; Fabaceae
Product: F-box protein At5g07610-like
Exons: 1
Coding region: 1-1170 (389 amino acids)
Molecular function (GO): protein binding
Source: RefSeq, a predicted model, not a curated record
AUGUCUGAUAUCUCAUGUGUGAGGUCUUCAUUCACCAACAUAGACCAAUUAACAGAUGAUGUUUUAAUAGAAAUCUUCACAAGACUGCCAUUUAGAUCCACUGCUAGAUGCAAGAGAGUGUGCAAACGCUGGUUAGAUUUGAUUUCAAAUCCUCAAUUUCCAACAGAAUUCAUAUGUCGCCAACACUCUCUCUUUGAGGCCUACUUGAUAUACCUUUCACCCCAUGAACUCAUGCUUUCUUUCCUACCUCCUUUUCCACCCCAAUCUUUGGAACAUUUGGGCUUCAAUGACCAAAACCAGAAGGCCCCUUUAGCUCCAGACAUGCUGAUAAAAGGAAACGUAUGUGGGUGUUCUAAUGGCUUGUUUUUGUGCUGCAACAACAGAUACACAGCAGGUCGUGACUUCUAUGUCUAUGAUCCUCUCAUCCAGAAAUGCAGACAGGUAGCUCCUUCUCUUGAAAGGGGUAAGGAAACUUUAUACGCUGUUGGCUUCGUUUCCGAUCCUUAUUAUCAUCUAGAAGGAACAAAACCAUCACUGAAUCCUAAUCGGUGCUUUUGGGUGGUGAUCAUGAGAUCCUUCAUAAGAACUGAGUAUCAGUUUGUAGUAGAGGUUUUCUCCUCAGAGAUAGGAGUAUGGAGAAAAGUGGUUGUGACUUGCAUAGAUGGCUUUGCUUUUGCUCCUCAUUGGUUGCUAAGUUUUGCCUAUGAAAAAUGUUUGUAUUUCAUGGGGAGGACUAGUAUUUUUGUGUUUGAUCCUCUUAAUCUUUAUAAUUAUACCAUUGGUUAUCCUGAAGGUGCUGAUGCUAUGGAUAUAAUGAGCUUUGGGUACCUUGGGCGCUCUUGUGGGAGUUUGAGGAUUGCUGAUAUUGGGCAUAAUGAUUUGAGAGUGUGGGAACUGUUAGGCUCUCAAAAUUGGCAUUUGUUGCACAGGACCAAUCUCUCAGCACAUCUACCUGCUGUAUUUUGCACUAAUUAUUAUAAGCGCGUAGGGGGGUUUCAUCCCUAUGAUGGGGACAUUGUUUACUUGCAUUCCUAUGCUGAUGGUGUUUUUGCUGCCAACUUACAGACUAACAAAUUUGAGGCCAUUCCUGGUUAUGAGAAAUCAGAUAUUAGUCCCUUUCAACUAGAGCUGCCAUCUUUGGUUCCAUCCAUAGAACAACUAUAUUAUUAG